Messenger RNA from Sinocyclocheilus anshuiensis, 6216 nucleotides. RefSeq names its product mucin-17-like. The transcript has 32 exons. The record is from RefSeq and is a predicted model, not a curated record. NCBI's taxonomy places the organism in Eukaryota, Metazoa, Chordata, Actinopteri, Cypriniformes, Cyprinidae. The coding region runs from base 2 to 5872 and encodes 1956 amino acids.
GAUGACAACAGAAACUGAAGCUUCCACAACCAUAGAUGUGACCCCCAAAAUCAUGCCUGUGCUCUCAGCAACUACAGAUACUGCUGCACCAACAACAACACCCUCUUCAACAACAAUGUAUGAAUAUUCUACAACUACAGCUGAAACCCCUACAACCACACUCAUAUCCUCGCCAAGUAUAACUGCACCUUCAACAACAGCAAAUGCUGCUCCAACUGCAACAGCACAAUCUUCAACAACUGCAGCUGUGAACCCCACAACCAUGCCUGUAUUCUCUGCACCUCCAGCAACAGAAAAUGUUGCUCCAACAACAACUCCACUGUCUUUGAAAACUGAAGCUUCUACUACCACAGAUGUGAACCCCCAAACCACUUUUAUAUCCUCAGCAACUGCACCUACAACAACAAUAAAUGCUGCAACAGCACAAUCUUGGACUACUGAAGGUUAUACAACAACAGCUGUGAGCUCUACAACCACUCAUAUAUCUUCAGAAUCUACAACAACAGCAAAAGCUGCUCCAACAACACCAUUGUCAACAACAAAUGAAGCUUUAUCCACCACAGCAGUGAACCCCACAACCACGUCUGUAUUCUCAGUACCUACAGUAACAGAAAAUGCUGCUCCAACAGAGACACCAUCUUCAACAAUAGAAAAUGAAACUUAUACAACCAUAGCUGUGACCUCCACAACCACACUCAUAUCCUCACCAACUACAACUGCACCUUCUACAGCAACAAAUGCUGCUCCAACUGCAACAGCACAAUCUUCAACAACUGAAGCUUCAGCAACCGCAGCUGUGAAUCCCACAACCAUGCCUGUAUUCUCUGCACCUCCAGCAACAGAAAAUGUUGCUCCAACAACUCCACUGUCUUUGACAACUGAAGCUUCUACUAGCACAGCUGUGAACCCCACAACCACUCUUAUAUCCUCAGCAACUGCACCUACAACAACUACAAAUGCUGCUCCAACACCAUUUUCAACCACUGAAGGUUAUACAACUACAGCUGUGAGCCCCACAGCCACUCUUAUAUCCUCUCUGACUACAACUGCACUCUCAACAGCAACAAAUGCUGCUCCAACUGCAACAACACAAUCUUCGACAACUGAGGCUUCUACUACCCAAUCUGUGAACCCCACAACCACUCUUAUAUCCUCAGCAACUGCUCCUUCAACAACAUCAAAUGCUGCUCCAUCAUCAUCUUCAACCACUGAAGAUAAUACAACCACAGCUGUGAGCCCCACAACCACUCAGAUAUCAUCAGAAACUACAACAACAGCAAAAGCUGCUCCAACAACACAAUUGUCAAAAACAAAUGAAACUUUAACAACCAAAAGAGUGAACCCCACAACCAUGCCUGUGUUCCCAGCACCUACAACUGCACCUCCAGCAACAGAAAAUGCUACUCCAGGAACAACAGCACAGUCUUCAACAAAUGAAGUUUCUACAACCACAACUGUGAAUUCGACAACCAUGCCUGUAUUUCCAGAACCCCCAACAAAUGCUGCAUUACCAACAAUAGCAGUAACUUCAACAACUGACGCUUCUACAAUAACAGCUGUGAACCCCACAUCAAUGCCUUUCUCCUCAGGAAAUACAAGUGCACCUCUAACAACAACAAGUUCUGCUCCAACACCAACUUCAAUCACUAAAGGUUAUACAACCACAGCUGUAACACCCACAACCUUGAGUGUUUUCUCAGGACCUACAAUUGCACCUCCAGCAACAGAAAAUGCUGUUCGUACCACAACACUUCCUUCAAUAUCUUCAUCUUCUUCACUGUUAUCACCAAGCACAACAUCAAUAUCUCCAACCACAAUACCACUUUUCACAACAACCAGAACUGCUGCAGCAACAACAUUUGUCACACCCACAACCAUGCCAAUGUUCUCAGAAUUUACGAAAUCAUUUUUAACAACCACAUCUUUGCUAAAUGCAGCUACAAAUGCAGUGACUCCAACUCGACUUUCAGAAACACAAAACCCAGCUCCAACUGCAUUUGUAUCUCAAAGCACAAAAACUGUGUCUUUAGCAACCACUGAAACGACUGCACCAACAAUUAUAAUUGUAACUCAAGAAACCACUAUGCCAUUGUCAAUGUCAGCAGCUGGUGCUCCCCCAACUACAAGUGUGAGUCCACUCUCUAUGUCUGGAGCUACCACAAGUAUGCCUAUAACCUCAGCUGCUACAAUUGCAUCAACUCAAACAACAGCAGUGGUGGCAAGCAAACUGCUAUUCAACUCAUCGUCUCCAGUCCCCAGUGAAUCUCUGGUCCUCAGUGCUAUCAACACUCUCCUGAAAUCCAGAGAGUCACAAAUUAAUGAAUCAGUGAAGGUGGUGAAUGUAAUCUAUAAAAGAAUCUCGGAAACCUCCUAUGUUGUGGUCUUUACAUUUAACCUGGUUAAUAUCAGCAUGCCAGAGGACCCUGAUCUCAGAGGUGACACCUACCAGCAAGUGCAAGAUACCAUCAAUAAUGCGCUGAACACUCUUCUGAAUGAACCUGGCAGUCCAACUUUACAACCCAAGACCUCCAACUUCACGAGCACUUCAAAGCAGAUUGAUGGCAGGAUGGAAUACAGCUUCCAGGAUGGAGAUGUCAUACAACCAGUUAGCUUCCUCAAUGAGCUACGUCUACCAACCACUACAACAGUCUUUCCAGAAACAACAACCAGUGUCUCUAUUACUGCUCCAACUCUCAUAUCUGGUUCAGGAGUGGUCACAAGCAAGCUGGUGUUCAACUCCUCAUCUCCAAUCCCCAGUGAAUCUCUGGUCCUCAGUGCAAUCAAAACUCUCCGUAAUUCCAGAGAGUCACAGCUCAAUGAAUCGGUGAAGGUGGUGAAUGUCACCUAUGAGAAACUCUCAGAAACCUCCUAUGCUGUGGUCUUUACAUUUAAUGUGAUAAACAUCAGUAUGCCAGAGGACCCUGAGUCUAGAGGCAACACCAACCAGCAAGUGCAGGAUAUCAUUAAUAAUGCGCUGAACACUCUUCUGAAUGAACCUGGCAGUCCAACUUUAAAACCCAAGACCUCCAACUUCACGAGCGCUUCAAAGCAGAUUAAUGGCAGGAUGGAAUACAGCUUCCAGGACGGAGAUGUCAUACAACCAGUCAGCUUCCUCAAUGAGCUACGUCUACCAACCACUACAACAGUCUUUCCAGAAACAACAUUUGGUUUCUCUGUGACUCCUUCAAUCCUCAAAUCUGGUUCAGGAGUGGUCACAAGCAAGCUGGUGUUCAACUCCUCAUCUCCAAUCCCCAGUGAAUCUCUGGUCCUCAGUGCAAUCAAAACUCUCCGUAAUUCCAGAGAGUCACAGCUCAAUGAAUCGGUGAAGGUGGUGAAUGUCACCUAUAAGAAAAUCUCAGAAACCUCCUAUGCUGUGGUCUUUACAUUUAACGUGAUUAACAUCAGUAUGCCAGAGGACCCUGCGUCUAGAGGCAACACCAACCAGCAAGUUCAGGAUAUCAUUAAUAAUGCGCUGAACACUCUUCUGAAUGAACCUGGUAGUCCAAAUUUACAACCCAAGACCUCCAACUUCACGAGCACUUCAAACCAGAUUGAUGGCAGGAUGGAAUACAGCUUCCAGGACGGAGAUGUCAUACAACCAGUCAGCUUCCUCAAUGAGCUACGUCUACCAACCACUACAACAGUGUUUCCAGAAACAACAUUUGGUUUCUCUGUAACUCCUUCAAACCUCAUAUCUGGUUCAGGAGUGGUCACAAGCAAGCUGGUGUUCAACUCCUCAUCUCCAAUCCCCAGUGAAUCUCUGGUCCUCAGUGCUAUCAAAACUCUCCGUAAUUCCAGAGAGUCACAGCUCAAUGAAUCGGUGAAGGUGGUGAAUGUCACUUAUGAGAAAAUUUCAGAAUCCUCCUAUGCAGUCAUUUUUAAGUUUAAUAUGAGUGACAUCAGCAUGCCAAGGGACUCUGGACUCAGAAAUAACAUCUACCUGCAAGUAGAGAAUACCAUUAAUAAAGCGCUGAACACUCUUCUGAAUGAACCUAGCAGUCCAAAUUUACAACCCAAACCAUCCAUCUUCAAGAGUACAUUAAAUCAGAUUGAGGGCAGUAUGGUGUACAACUUCCAAGAUAUAGAUGUCAUAAAACCAGUCAACUUCCUACAGACACUUAAUUCACUGACAGUCUUAACGACAGCCAGCACUCUGACAACAAGCAUAACUUCUCCACUAACAUUGUUGGGGACGAUUUAUAUAAAUAUUCGAUUGGUGUUUAACACAUUGGGCCAAAUACCAAGUGAAACUAUCAUUCUACAGUUGGUCAAAUCUUUGAUUGGCCCACGUUACAGAACUAAAGAAGUCUCAACACCAACCCAGGAUGCAAGCCUUGUGAAUGUCACCUAUACAAAAAUUAAUGAUACCUCCUAUGCUCUCACAUUUGGAUUUGAAAUCAGCAAUAUAUCCAUGUCUGAGAAAAUUGAACUAAGGAAUGAAACUUACACUUUAAUCAAAAGCACUAUAAAUGGAUUGCUUAUCGAAAUCCUAAAGGACCCCUCAGCUUCUCAGUUUGAUCUCCAGCACAUUGAAUUGAACGAUAAUAGCACAGUGAUUCUGGCCAGUGUUCAGUAUGUUUUCUCAGAAAGUGACUUGAACACAAACAGCACCUUUGUCAAGGAAUUAUUCAAAGCUAAUGAAGUCUUAACGACAGCCAGCACUCUGACAACUACUCCACCGAUAGUGCUUGGCAGAGCGCUUAUAUUCAUUCGCCUCGUGUUUGUCACACUGGGCCCCCUGCCAAAUCCAGAGAAGGUUCUUGAGGUGGCCAACACUCUGCUGAACACGCGUCUCACAACUAAACAAGACACCAAAACACAAGCCCUGAGUGAUCCUGUGAGCUUUGUCAAUGUCACAUAUACAAAAAUAAAUGAGACGGCCUAUGCUCUCGACUUUGGAUUUGAAAUCAGCAAUAUAACCAUGUCUGAGAAGCUUGAACUCAGGGAUGGCACCCACCUGACAAUACAAGACUCUAUAAACACAUUGCUGGGCAAGAUGCUCCUCAGUAACUCCUCAGCUCCUCUCAUUAAGUUCCAACCAGCUGAUUUCACGGGUAAUUCCACAGUAAUUAAGGCCAAUGUAGAGUAUGUUUUCUCACCAAGUGACAUCACGAAACCCAGCAUCUUUGUUCAGGAACUUCUCCAACUUGACGGAGCGAGCAUUCUGACAACCACAACUUCACCACCGAUCUUGACUAGGAGGGGAAUUAUUAAGAUUCGUCUCGAGUUUAUCACACUGGGCCCAAGACCAAGUGAGAGUAAUGUUCUACAGGUGGUUAAAUCUAUGCUGGCCUCAAAUCUCACAACUAAACUAACCACGAGAGUAACAAGCAUGAGUGAACCUCUGUCCUUGGAGAAUGUUGAGUAUUUGGGUAUUAAUGACACCGCCUACGCACUCAUUUUUGCAUUUGAAAUAAACAAAGUAUCACUGACAGAGAUAAAUAGGAAAGAAGCCUAUCAAGAAAUCCAAAAGAAGAUAAAUGAUUUGGUGAUCCAGAUACUAAAGGACCCCUCGGUUAAUCUGCUCAUUCCAGCCGAUUUCAAGGAUGAUCUCUUUGUGAUUCAGGCCAAUGUUACGUAUGUUUUCUCACAACGUGACAGCAACACGGCCUCCGGUUUCUUGGUCAGUGCCCUUUUCACGGCUUUUACCACACCAGUUCCAACCACCAUGAACGCUACAACCUCCAACAAUGGUACAAACGUAGCAUGGAUUGUGGCUAUCAUUGUCCCCUGCGCUAUUGUCAUCGGGCUCGUACCUUGCUGGAUUCUCCUUUGCUGUUUGCUGUGUGGUUGCUGUGCAGCAAUCAGAAGACGUUGGCACAGAAGACAGUCGUACAAUGUGCAGUACACCACUCGAAACAGCCUCUUCUAGACAAUUCAGAGAUAUUUGACAAAAACAGGACUGAACACCAAUGACAACAUAAAAAUCAUGUAUUUUGGAUAUUCAAUAUGCUAUUCAAGACUGCUUCUUUUGUAGUAAUGAAAGUACUAUGUUAAUGCUUCUUUUAUAAAUUAUUUAUUUUAUUAUGCUAUAUAUAAACAGGUCCUCCAUAAAAUAUUCCUAAAUGUGAAAUUUUAAUACUUCCUAUAGUGUAUAAUGAAAUUGUAUUGUUGUUAUUUAUUUGUAUUUAUUUGUAAUAUUCUGUUUAUGUUUACAGUUAAUAAUCUUUUGCAAAUCAUUAGUCUGCUUGACACUACACAGUUUAAUUUAAAGGG